AUGACAAUCGGAGGAGAAUUAAUAGGAUGGCAAGUAGAAAAAACUACUAGAAAUACAAUAGAUGUUCUCGAAAAAACAUGUCGUGCAGUAUCUGUUUCAAAUGUUGUCGGUAUUGUUGGUCCAGCAUUAUUACGAGAAGCUCAUCUAAUUGCUGCAUUCGGUGAAAAAACUGGUAUACCUGUUAUAUCAUAUGCUGCAACUGAUCCUAAUUUAUCAAAUCGAAAUGUUUAUCCAACCUUUUAUCGUACAAUUCCUUCGGACAAUGCAGCUGCAUCAACUCUAGUAAAACUAUUCAAUCGAUUUAAGUGGACAUCAUGUAUAAUAAUUUAUCAAAAUGAUGCUUUUGGAUCUAAUGGCGCUAAAACUAUAAAAUGA
This is a messenger RNA of Rotaria sp. Silwood2, 375 nucleotides long. The record is from the annotation of a GenBank genome assembly. Lineage: Eukaryota; Metazoa; Rotifera; Eurotatoria; Philodinida; Philodinidae.